Messenger RNA from Macrobrachium nipponense, 2483 nucleotides. RefSeq names its product cell division cycle-associated protein 7-like. Gene Ontology annotation, biological process: regulation of DNA-templated transcription. The transcript has 7 exons. Gene Ontology annotation, cellular component: nucleus. The coding region runs from base 189 to 1148 and encodes 319 amino acids. Lineage: Eukaryota; Metazoa; Arthropoda; Malacostraca; Decapoda; Palaemonidae. The record is from RefSeq and is a predicted model, not a curated record.
GCAUCAUGUUUACUCCAAUCUUUACUUCUUUUUUUGAGUUUUCUUAAGUUGUCAACGCAGCUGUCAAGCAUUCAAGCUUUAUCAAUCAUGAAGAGGCAGUCCAAGCUGUCAGGUGCAGCAAACAAGAAAAGAAAAAAGGAGGAAGAGGAAAAACGAGCCCAAAGUAGAGACCAGAUAUCAAUAAUUGCAUGAUGUUGCGAGCAAAGGACCUGAGCGACUAUGAGUUGCUCCGUGAAAAAAAUAUUAAGGACAGAAAGCAAUUGAUUGAUGCCCUCAUGAAAGAUUUCAAUGACUUCAAGGCAUCUGCUUCCAAACCAAAACCUUCACCCAGUGCAUUAAAACCAAAGAGAAUGUCAGAACCCACUCAGUGGCCAGCAAGAAGGGGAAGAAGAACUUCCCGUUUCCAGCCUUAUCAUUCUCCACCUCGAACAAGGUCACGGAGAGGUAGUGUAAGUUCAUCAGUUGCUAGUUCACCAUCUGAUUGGCAACAGUUGGAUGAUGAUGAUGAACAGGAGGCUCAGCCGAUUUUCCUCAAGUUUCGUUUUGGAAAACUCAACAGUGCACCAAAAGACCACAGUGAAGGGGAAGAUUCAGAUGAUGAUGUAACUUGCUAUGUUGAUGAUAUGGAUGUUCAGCGGAUCAAAGAAGCGUCAAGAAAUUUGUAUUCAUCAUUCACAGUAUCUCCGGUUAAGAGGACGAGUCUUGAGGGCACAAGAAAUCAUAGCUUGAAGAAGGGGAACAUCCAAUUUGAUCCUAAUGUUAAUAUAGUAAUGCCAGAAGAUGUCACAGAGAAAGAUCUCAGAAAUAUUGCUGAGCGAAGUGGAACAAAAAUAUACAACCAGAGUAUUGGUACUACAUGUCAUCAGUGCAGGCAAAAGACAAUUGACACUAAAACUAUAUGUCGAUCUGGAGAAUGCUGUGGUGUACGAGGAAUGUUUUGUGGCCCCUGUUUGAAAAAUCGCUAUGGCGAAGAAGUCCGAGAUGCUCUACUGGAUCCAAAAUGGAUGUGUCCUCCUUGCCGUGGGUUGUGCAACUGCUCGAUAUGCAGAAACAGAAAUGGUAAAAGUGCCACUGGAAUCCUUAUCAACAUUGCAAGAGCCCGAGGCUUUGAUAAUGUAAAGGACUACUUAGAGAGCUUGAUUAAAUGAAAUGAUGGCACUCAAAAACAUUGUGAUAAAGUGUUAUGUAGAGGAAGAUUGAUGUUUUGAGUUUAGAGUUGUAACACUGCAUCCCAGAAUUAUAACUGGUAGGUAAUGAUGGUGAUUUUUCUUCUCUUGAUAUCCAGUUUUUAUUUUUUAUUUUUUUUUAUUUAACAAUGUGAGUGCCAUAAUGUUGUUCAAUAAUGGUAGGUAUUUUAGGAUAGUGUCAAUUGUAAACAUGGCAGUGGUGUUUUCUAAGGAAUUAUGGCAGACUAAUAGAAGACCUUUAUUAUUUUUUAUACUGUUUUGUGUUGGUAAAAAUGGUCUGUCAUUACUUUUCUAUGUCAGUUUUUCCUCGAAUAUUUGUGAUUGGAUAUAUUGGCAUGGUAUAAGGUUUGAAAUCUAAAAAAAGUUUUAUGUACUUCAUUUUUCCCUGACUAAAACCUUUAUCAUAAUACCAGUAUCUUCCAUCUCUACUGCACAAAUAGUAUCAGCCUAAUAAUUUUGGAAACUGCAAGUUGGUGUUAUAUUCACUAAUAGACAUUGACUGAAAAAUAUGUAUAAUGAGUUUGGUAAGUGAAGUGAAUGACAGGUUGGUUUGAGAAAAAAUGUAUUUGUGGUUGAUUUUCUGAAGAGGGCUUUAAAGAAUGAAGUUACUCUUGUGCCUUCCUUUAAAUAAUAAUGUACAAAGUAUAUUGAAUAUUCUUUAUAUAUUACUUGUAUGUAAUGUAAUCAUUACUUUGUUAAGCAGAGGUAAGAUUCAUGUGUUCAUGAUAUCCAUGAAAGUCAAGAAUUAUGAAUAUGUUUAAACACAUGUAAGCACUACAAGAGUCUUAAGUUUAAGAAAUGUUCUAUGCCACUUUCGUUUUCUUAAAUGAAGAGUUACAUUCCAUUGCCAUGUUUUUGGGAUAUUUUCCGAGUACCAUAUUUGACUGAUGUAAAACCAUUGCAGGUUCAUGUUACAGUUGUUUCCUGUUUUUUAUAUGUAUGAAAGAAAAAGGCCAAUAUGAGAGGAUUGCAUUAUUUACAAAAGUAAAUGUUUAUAUAAAGUUUUUAAUAGUAUUUUAUGUUAUGUAUGCAUAGAUUAAUUUUGAGUUGUGAAUUGUUUCUUUGAUUGUCCCUUGGGUGACUUUUUUUAUCCUCAUGUUAAUUUUUAGAAAUUGUUAAUGAUUACAUUUUUGAUUUGUCAGCUUCUUGACAGAUAUGUGCUACAAGGUCAGUAAAUGUAGUUCAGUUAUUUUUAAGAAUUCUGUUAGUUUUAAGGCUUUGAUGAAUUCUGCUGGUAGAAAUGAAAAGGAAGUACUGUAAUUUUUAUUACUGUUUUGAAAUAAAUUUUGAAUACGG